AAAAGCCCCGCGGGUCAGUUGUUUCCGCGGUUCUCCAGCAGCAACGACAACGGGGCUGCUAUCGAAGCAUAAACUUAUUAACGACUAGACAUAACGAUUCACUUAGAGUUGCUGGGAUUGAGUAAACAAAGGUUAACUUAGCCUGAGGUUUUAAUCUGUCUACUAUGGAUUUGAAAACUCAUGAAGUUCAUUCAGGUCAUUUUAUGGUUAGCAUUCUUGAAGAUUCUGAGGAUGAGACAGAACAUUCAAAUGAUGUAUUCACUGAAAACGUCAUUACAUACAGUUCCAAAGAUAACAUUAAUCAGUCAAGUGUUAAGGAUAAAAACAGGCUGAUUUUUGAGAACCUAGCUUCACUUUUUAAGUAUUUGGAGAUUGCUUAUAGUGGAAAGCUGACAAGCCCGAAAUGGGACAAAUUUCGUGGACUAAGAUUUGCAAUAAAAAAUAAAAUCCGACUUAACAACAUAGUUUGGAGAGAAUACCACAUGCAAUAUGUCAAAAAAUUAAAGCCAGUUGUUGUUCAAUUCCAGACACCUGUAUAUGAAGAUCAUUCUAAAACUGAAGCAGUUAUAUUAGAAGGAAAAUAUUGGAAAAGGCGCUUAAGUACAUUGUGUAAGGAGUAUAGACUUUGGAGAGCAUUUGCCAAAAACAGGAUAUACAGUUCUCAAAACAAACAAAUUAUACAAUGUGCCAAUGAACUACUCGAAGGGUCGGAUUUAUAUCCUUAUCAAUUUAGUGACCUAUCAAAGAAUACGUCUUCAAAAAUUAUGGAGGAAAUAAUGAUGGACAUAGAUGAGAAUCUAGAUUUGUUUUUUGAUCAACCGAUAACAUUUCCAAAUCGGCGAGAUUUGCCUAUCUUGGGAAACGCCGAUAUAAUGCAACCAGGUUUGCAACAACUUCAACCUGAUAGAAGUUCAUGCGACGACAUAUCGUGUAAUAUUUUUCAGUCUAUUGAGCCCAAUUCGACAUUUCAAUGUAGUUCUGAUGCAUAUUCGUGUGAAUAUGCAUGGUCUAGCUCAGACUACCCAUUUAACAAAUAUAUAUGUGAAGCAACAUUCUCAAACACAACUACACCUCUCCCAGAAACCAAACAAAGUUGUAACCUACCUCUUGUUGAACGUCUUAGCGUAGUCGAUUCGUCUUCCCAAAUCUGCUCAUCGUUUUUGUCAGGUAAUCGUAAAUCCGGUCUUUUGGAUUUGGCUACCACCAGUAGUGAAGUGUGUGGACCUUAUUUAAAUAACAGUGUUAGUGAAACAGAUUAUCAUGAUCCCCAUCCUUAUCGAACAUCAUUUCCUGUGUCUCAGAAGCGCUACUUCCAACAUCAACCCAGGGUUGCUGGUCAACAUCAAAACAGCAACCCUUCUGUUAGCAUGGAAUCAAAAUAUGGAUUAAAUACAGGUUCAAUACACAAAAAAGGUCACGUGACUGAACCCAUACAAUCGUUUGGUCAUUGUGUAGAAUCGAAUAAAGAAAAAGGCGAUCACACAAACAAAUCUGCUCUUUUAAAUGCCUUACUGCGUGGUAGUAGCAUUGGUCAAAAUGUGAACUCGCCCAUUGAUUGCAUGGACACUAGUGCAUUUCAGGAAACUUCGAAGUGUUCGUCUCCCUUACUUUGUAAUGCUUUAAGCAAUUCAGGAAACUGCUUUGAUAGUUCAUCCAACAAACAUCUAAUCCACCUCAACGAUUCAUCAAAUAAGUCAGUUCAAGUCAAAAAAGGCCCCAAUCUUCUUACAAAUACAAAAGGGUUAUCAGAUUCUUACACUCAUCCUGGUUAUCCAUACAAUGAUCAUUCAUCCAUCAAUUCGAUAAAUACAGUACAGAAUGUUGACAUCCCCAGGAUUAAUACAUUGAAUGUUGCGGAUAAUAUAUCAGUUCCAGUGGCUAACUAUGGGGUGUCUAGUGACUGUUCCGUAACUCAGAACCAUGAACCUGAUUUAUCUGUUUUGACACCAACUGUAUCUCGAGCAGAUGGUUCAUCUUUUCUAAUCUCUCAUAAUCUUUUGGUAAAAAAUUGCGGGACGGAAUCCAUUAGCUUCGGUGUUACUGACCUUUUAAUGCGAGGUUCUAAUAAUUACUUCAAUAACACUGAAGUGAUUUCUCAACAAAGCUCAGUUGAUUCACGUAAGUCUCUUGGUCUACCAUUAGAACGAAAAAAUUCAAACGUACAAACUUUGGAUACAAAAGGUUCUACCGUACAAAGUACACAGAGAAAUCCAAAUUAUUUGGUUGAUGUCAGUACUGUUCCUUCUCAGAAUUCACAAGACUCCAUCCUUAUUUUAAAAGGAAAUAACGGGCUUUCGACACCAAUCCAUGGAAAUCUUUCUGUUUCAUCGAAUACAGGUUUCAAUUUCUCUAGUCGUAAUUCUGGUCCGUGCACAAUCCCUGGUAGUUCACUUUCAGGAUCGAAUAUGUUUGCUCUACCAAGUAAUGAACUUAGGAAUGCAUACACAGAAGAUUCUAAUUCUGAGCUGGAAACUUUGGUACCUGGAAGUUGGACUGAGCCACAGAUUUUUCCACAUACAAUCAAUAUUUCACUAAAUGAUAUGGAUCAACUUCCUAAAGCAUCAGUCACAAGUGAUAAAUGUUUAAAUGUAUCUAAGAUUAUCGAAAGUAAUCCAUCAAUGCUUGGACGUUCCAGUUCAGCUGGGAAUUUAUUCUCACUUCAACAUAAUCAAAUUCCUAGUUGUUCGAUACAGGGUUCAGCAACUACUACGUCAAGUUUUGGAAGUACGGAAAUUUUAUCUCCAAUGUUUUCUAACCAUAAAGGAUUUCUGUAUGCUACUUCACCAUCGUGUUCUCCACCUUCGGUUUCAGAACAAAAUGAUCAACAAGCUAAACAUAUUCUAGGUAAUUCCUCUGAAGAACGACGACGUCAAUCUAUGCAAUCUGGUUUACAAACUCUACGACAACUGUUAAAGUUGCACUCCAAUUUAGAUAAUCUUGGGGGUAGUAACCGUCUGACAGCUCGCAGGCAUCUUAGCAAUUUAGAAAUGCCUUCCGUAUCUGGGACUUAUUCAUUUGGGGAUACAGAUAUGCCUAGCGAAAUGCUUAGCGUUGGAUUACGUCCAUCAAAUGGGUUAGAUUUUACAUCUGAUGAACAAAUGAUGUCCUCAGGAACGGAAGUUGGUGGUACUGCUCGAGCAUCUAAAGCUGCAACACUAAGAAGUGCUGCAGAACUAAUACGAAAAUUAAGAGAUGAGCGAAAUGUAUUAGAAACACAAUGUACAAAUCUUAAGGGCGAAGUAAAAGCUUUGAAAAGUGCAAUUAACUAUGCUAAUACAACAAUGUGAUAAUAAGACUGGUCUGGGUAGUUGAGUUUAUAAUACCGCUAGAUUUUAUACUCGAACUGUACACAAUACAGAGACUAGAUCACAUUAUAUCAGAUAUAUGAUUCAUAGUUAAUAAUAAAGAACCAUAAUAACGCUAGACAAUACUUUAUUCCACAUGAUUACUUGCAGUCACUUUCAAUCAGUCCGGAGUAGAAAUUAAUAAAGCGAAAGGAGUUCAUAUAUUUAAUAGUUACCUUUUUUGUGAAAAAUUGCCCCCUUCCAAUUCAUCAUCUACAAGGUCAAUAUCAGAUCAAAAUUUAAAUUCUUACUAUUCUGAAUGGUUUCGUGCAUAUGUUCUGAAACAAACUGAAGUUAAUUGGAAAUUUUAUAUAUUUAGUUUGAUAAUUGGUAGAAUUUUCAAGUCUUAUUGUAAUACAACAAUUUCAAGUUCACGUGAUCAAUUUAUCCGAUCCGUAUAUGGUUGGUUAGAUGCUAAUUGUUCCCUGGUACAACUAAGACCUGCUGUAAUGCAAGCUUUAUGCACUCUUGGGAAAACAACUUCUGUUUUACAAGAACCGAACAAAUUACCUGAACAAUCUAAAUCAUUGUCUAUUACGAAUUUAUUUUGAAACUGUGUAAAAAAAUGCUGUAAUUAUAAAGUCUAUCGGUUUUUUGUUUUCCUUUUUUUAUACUAUGGAUCAAUAGAUAAAUACAUUUCACUCGUAUUUCAGCGCUCCAAACAAUCCAUUUUAGCGUGCGUUUAUUUUGUUAUAGUUAUUAUUUUCUUUUAUUGAUAACCAUUCAUCUUUAUUUCUUUUCUUCUAACAUAAUUAUCACUAGUGAUUCUUUCAUUUUUCUAUUUUAAUCAAUCAAACAAAUACGAAGACAAAAUCAGAUCUGUUUUUUGUUCUGCCAUUCUAGUCAAUAUGUGAUUAUUUUUCCCUUUCAUAAUUAAAGAUUUUUGUCUGUUUCUGUAUUACUAUUCCGCGUUCUUCUUUUCACUUACUAUUAAUUGAUGAAGAUAUACAUGUAUAUUUUUCUAUAAAAGAGUUGUAGUAAUUUGAAAGAAAUUUAGUUUGCCGCCUUAUAUGUACUGUAGUUAUUCUAUUUGGUGGUUGAAUAACAUCGAAUACCACAUUACUUAAUUACUGUUGGAUAACCAACUAACUACCGAAAUCCAUACCCUAUGUAUGUAGAAUAUAUUUUUGCUUAGAAAUAUUUUUGUUCUUAGAAUAUUUUAUUUCGUAUUUCUGUCCAAUGUAUUUUUUAAGCUAAUCAUUUUACUUAUCUAAUUUGAAUCCUUUCCAAAUGUAUCCGUCCAUCUUUACACACUAUAUAUUACGCAAUAGUAUUUAUAUUCAUAUAUUGUUCUUUGGUGCGUACACGAUUUUUUGUUAUUGUUUUAUUUGUAAUUUCUUGAUUGAUCACGUAACUAACACUUUAUAUGAUGUAAUUAACUAUAGUAUGAUGUUGUUGUAGGUUCAGCUUGUUUGGACAUUGCUUGUCAUGAGAAGUCGAUUUAAAUACCUUUUUUUUCUUAUCUACAUGUAUUUCAUUUGUUUCUGGUUUGUCUGACUUAAUGUUUUUAUUGCUUUUUUGUAUUUUCUUUUGGCGUAUGAACGAACAACUGUGUUAUUGACUUUAUUUUCCAGAAAAAAUAAUGUAAAAUUACUUUUUGAACAUCGAGGUGUGGUUUUAAUUCUUUAUCUGCUUAUCUAUCUCUUUCCCCAAUCAGAUCAUUAGUUUUUUUUUUAUUUUACAGAGAAUUAUUUUAGUUAUUUAUCCAAAACAAAAUUUCUCGUCCUACUCCGGCCAGAUAUUAUUGUAUCUGAUUUUUUAAAGUUCCCAUUAAUCUACAUAACUUUAUAUUUAUAUCUUGGUACUUUUUUUGUCAUCUAUGUACUAUAUUUAUGAUAAAAAAGGAAGUACACUUACACGAUUAUUUUAGAUUAUCUAGGCUUGUAUAAUCUAUUUGAUGCAAUAGUUUCGUAAUUUUUGUUUCUGUUGUACAUCAUCUUUUGAAAUAUAGAAUAAUAAAAAGAAAAGAACAAUAGUCUAUUUAUACACGGAUAGUAUACCAGUUGUAGAACUAUCUGGAACCACUGAAUAUUGAGGAGUUAUUUUACCAUAGUUUUAGAUUCUUUAACAAUGUGUACACAUGACUCUGCACGAGUUCGAGUGCAGUUUUUUCUUCGUUCAUUGUUAUUAUGAUAUUACUAGCUUAAUCAGUUCAAACCUUGUGUUUUACUGUUCUAAUUUCAUUCGGUUCUCUGUAUAGUUUUACAAAAAUCCAGUGCUACCGGCUCUGUUAAUAUAAUGAAACCCGUUAUUGAUCAUUGUGAAUCAAGUAUACCGGAAAGGAAGCGGUUAUCUAUUGAUAAUAACGAGAGGUUAUUUAAAAAAAAUAUGUUGCGAAUUUACUGAAGUUGUUCACAUGAACGAUAAUAUUGUAACUCAGUGGGUCAAAGCAAUGUCAUUAUCACGAGACUAGAAGUUUAUGGGGUUGGUUUGUAUGUGAGUAAUUAUAAAGAUUCGCCAAACUCUAACGAAAUAAUUGUUCACUUCUAUCUUGUUUCCAGUGGGUUUUUCUAAUUUAAG
Molecule: messenger RNA, 5864 nt
Organism: Schistosoma spindalis
Lineage: Eukaryota; Metazoa; Platyhelminthes; Trematoda; Strigeidida; Schistosomatidae
Source: the annotation of a GenBank genome assembly